AUUAUUUCUGAUAUUUUGCUAGAUUUUCGUGAGUCACAGCAUUCACAUCAAUAAUUGCUCAAAACCUUGACUCUCUCUCUCUCUUUCUCUGUAUAUCUUCUCAGAACGUUCAUCUUCCUUCGUUCUACCCUUCAACUGCUAUACUUGAAGAGCGCUGUUUCCUUUUGAGCAUUCCCUCACCCUCCAUCAUCUCACAAAAUGGCAGAACAAAUUCUCUUCGACACUGCCCAGCGAAUCAUUGAGACUGUAGGCUCAAUGGCUGCCGAAGAGAUCGGACUUCUCUGGGGCUUCGAAAAUGAGCUUCAAAGCCUGAAUAACACCGUUUCAACAAUCGAAGCUGUGCUUCUGGAUGCGGAGGAGCAACAUGCUGCUGGGAACCAUCAAGUCACUGUUUGGCUCAGAAAGCUGGAAGAUGUCAUUUAUGACGCGGAUGACUUGCUGGAUGUUGUUUCCACUGAAGCUCUACGAAGGCAAGUAAUGACCCAUCAUAAGAAGGCCAAGCAGGUACGUAUUUUUUUUUCCAAAUCAAAUCAGCUUGUCUAUCGUCUUAAAAUGGCCCAUAAAAUUAAGGCCAUGAGAGAGAGGUUAGAUGCCAUCGAUGCAGAUAGGCAAAGAUUCCACUUAAAGUUAAAGCUAAGCCAUGUGGAGACAGGAGCAGGAGGAAACAGGGACAGAGAUAACACUCAUAGUUAUGUAUGUGCGGAAGCAGUUAUAGGACGAGAGAAUGAUAAGAAGGCAGUUAUACACCGUCUGCUGGACUCCAACGUUGAAGACAAUGUUUCAAUCCUUCCAAUUGUUGCCAUUGGUGGAUUAGGGAAGACUGCACUGGCUCAGCUCAUAAUCAAUGACGAGCAAAUCCAAAAACAUUUUCAACUCAAAAUGUGGGUGUGUGUCUCUGAUUCCUUCCAAGUUAAAAAUAUUGUUGAAAAAAUUUUUGAAGCUGCAACAAAGAAGAAACCAAAAACCAUGGAAAUGGAUACGUUGAUAGGUAAACUUAAAGAAAUAAUCGAUGGAAAGAAAUACUUGCUUGUAUUGGAUGAUGUGUGGAAUGAGGAUCAUGAAAAAUGGUCUCGCUUGAAACAAGUGCUGAUGGGUGGUGCAAGCGGCAGUAGAAUAUUAGUUACUACCCGCAGUGAAAUCGUUGCAAGGAUUGUCAGGACUGUUGAAUCAUAUCCCUUAAGGGGUUUAGACAAAGACGAUUCAUGGUCUUUAUUUAAGCAGAUGGCAUUUGAGAGAGGACAGGAGCCGGAGCAGAACUCGAGCAUCGUAGCCAUUGGGAGGGAGAUCCUAGCAAAGUGUUCUGGUGUUCCGCUGGCCAUAAGGACAAUUGGAGGUUUACUACGCAUCAAAAAUUCAGAAGCAGAGUGGUUGGCUUUUAAGAAGAAUGAACUCUCAAAAAUAUCUCAGAAUGAAAAUGACAUCUUACCAACUCUGAAGCUGAGUUAUGAUCAUCUUCCUUCACAUUUAAAGCACUGCUUCGCUUAUUGUAGUUUGUAUCCAAAAGAUUACCAAUUUAAUAAAUCAAGACUGAUUCAGCUUUGGAUAGCACAAGGGUUUGUCAACUCAUCGGACAAGAACCAAUGCUUAGAAUAUGUUGGUAAUGAGUAUUUUAUGGAUUUACUUUGGAGAUCAUUCUUUCAAGAAGCUAAAAUUGAUGAGUUUGGUAACAUAAUGGAAUGCAAAAUGCAUGACCUCAUGCAUGAUCUUGCCAUUCUUGUAGCAGGAUCGAUUAUCACCACAUUAGAUGAUGAUAAAGAGAGAAACGUUGCUGAAAAAACUCGUCAUGUAUCAAUUGUUGGCUACGAUAUCAAUACUUCAUCAAUUACAACCUCAUUGAGUAAAGCAAGUAGCAUGCGAACAUUUCUUUAUCAUUCAACUUCCUACAAAUUUUGGGGUGAGUCAGAUAUUGAAGCAAUUUUUUCAACUUCCAAGUUCCUGCGCGUGUUGCAUUUGCGCAUAAUAACUUUUGAUUUUCUGCCCAGCUCUAUUGGGAAGUUGAAGCAUUUAAGAUAUCUUGAUUUUUCCUUAAACCGCAAUCUCAAGAAGCUUCCCAAUUCUAUAACCAUGUUGCAGAAUUUGCAAUCACUAAUACUCUCAUUUUGUACUAAGCUUGAAGAAUUGCCGAGAGACAUUAAAAAAUUAGUCAAUCUCAGGCAUCUUGAUAUAGAAGGAUGUAUUGAGUUGGCUUAUAUGCCACGUGGGUUGGGGCAGCUGACUAAUCUUCAGACUUUAUCAAAAUUUGUGGUCUACAAGGAUCCUCUCUUUAGGCAUAGCAGUGGGUUAAAAGAACUAAAGGGACUAAAUGACCUGAGAGGACACUUAGAUAUUGAAAAUCUGAGACACGGGAAAUUUGCUACGUCAGAAUGUAAGGCUGCAAAUUUAAAGGAGAAACAACAUCUUCAUGCUUUGGAUUUACGGUGGAGUUUCAAAUUAGGAGGUGUCAUUGCUUUGGACGAUAUUUUUGAUGAUGAAGUGUUAUUGGAAGUCCUCCAACCGCACCCAAAUCUGAAAAUACUUCGUUUACAACACAAUUACGGUACAAGGCUUCCAAUUUGGCUUUCGUCACUCACAAAUCUUGUUAGAUUUGAGUUAGAGGGGUGUAGGAAAUGCCAAUAUCUGCCUCCUUUGAAUCAACUGCCUUCUCUCAAAGUUGUUCAUCUUAUCGAAAUGGAUGCUCUGGAGUACAUAUCAUCAGGCAGUGGUGAUAGCAAUGAGUUUUCUUCUUUUUUCCCAUCUCUCAAGGAAAUUAGACUCGAUCAUUGCCCUAAUCUCAAGGGGUGGUGGAGGAGGAGGGAUUCUUCUGUGGAGGUCAAUGGUGAUAGUCAUAAUUUUGUUGAAAUAACGGAGCAUCCUUUACUCCCUUCCUUUCCUCGUCUUUCAAAAUUAGGGAUUUUGCAUUGCCCUUUGUUGACCUCUAUGCCAAUGUUUCCACAUCUUGAAGAGUUGGACCUGUUCGAUGCUAGCUCAAAGCCACUGCAACAGACAACGAUGAUGAAUAUGGCAGCACCACAAAGCCCAACGUCAACAGCAACUACCUCCUCCUCAUCCACUCCUCUCUCAAAAUUGAAGUAUAUAGAGCUGGAUUUCAUUGAGGAUCUAGAAACUCUGCCAGAAGAUUGGUCAAAAAACCUCACUUCUCUCGAGUCUUUAAGGAUACAGAGCUGCAAAAGGUUAAAUUCUCUCUCCCCAGGUAUACAACAUCUCACUUCCGUUCAAGACCUGGAACUUUAUAAUUGUCAUGAGCUUGAGCUUGCCAAUGAUGAGGAUGGAAUGCAAUGGCAAGGCCUUAAGAGCCUCCUAUCUUUGAAGUUUUCACAUCUUCCGAAAUUGGUGUCUCUCCCGUUGGGGCUUCAACAUGCGACCACUCUGCAAAGCCUCUACAUUUCAAAUUGUAAAAACUUGACGGCUAUACCAGACUGGAUCCACAACUUUACAUCACUUCAAGAACUUCGAAUUAAUGAAUGCGCCAGUUUGACAUCACUGCCCAAAGGAAUCCGUAGCUUAACGUCUUUGCGGUGGCUGAAAAUUGAGAAGUGUCCUGCAAAGAUGCGAGUGAGAAGGAGGUGAGAAUUGGGCCAAGAUUUCUCACAUUCCAGAGUUAGAAUUAAAGUAUCCGGAAUCAGAUGCAGAAGUAGCAGAACCAGCUAAAGAAAAAGAGGAUUUGGAGCAUAUUCAAAAAAUCUAGGGCGUUGAAUUCAUGAUUCCUGUAUUGUGUGAUCUCAAACAAAAGACAGUAAAGUCAAGUCACCCAUCAAGAUCCUUGCCCACCCCUACACCAUGGUGUGCAAGUUGUACUGGGCAGGAGGAUUGAGCGCUCAUUGGUGGGAUGAAGACCAGAUUGGCAUCUACACGGGAAUUGGCGAGUACUCUGAAUGAGUGACUGUGAAUCUUGCAAACUCCGAUCCUUUUGAGGAUGAUUGGGUUGCAGUUUUUUCUCCUGCAAACUUCAAUUGUGAUUUGAUAUUUGAGGAGAUAGCAAGGAACUUCUACAGAAUGUGUCAUCUUUGCUGAAAUUGGGGGGUUCAUUUUUUUGGUCAACGAUGACUUUUCUGCUAUGGAAAAUUCAUUACCAUGAAACGUUUAGCUGAUGGUUCCAAAAGAGUUUGGGUUCCUCAUUUUCUAAGUGCACAGUCAUAUGAUGAUUAUAAGAAGCAAAGGAGACUCGAGAGAUGGCAGGGCAAUGUUGUUGUGAACUGAUCACACAUGUUCUCUAGACUUCUAUACAUGUUCAUUCAGACGAGGUACAAAUUUCAAAUUCAUAGAGACGUUCGUUUGCAUUAGUGUCUGAAGCAUGUCCGGACGAGACAUCAAUUCCAGAUUCACUAAGACAUUCUUCUGCAAUGACGUCUGAAGCUAUUCUGAACGGGAUGGUUUUCUAGACUUAUAGAGACGCUCGUCUGCAAGUAGUCUGGACACACUGCAUCAGGUUUCUUGAUUUAGUUGUGAUUAACCUAGUUGCGUCCACACGAGAAAGGACCUCAUCCAGACGCCGACUAAGUUAUGCAGUUUUGUUUUCACAGUUUGUAUUCUGUUAGACCAGGGACUCUUGUAGUUUAUAUAUUGGAAACUGCUAAGCACAGAAUAGAUAUAGUUUCUACAUGAGAAUAAGUGUGCUAAGAGAGCUAAAACAGAUCAUGAACAAUGCACGAAGCCUAUCGGAGUUCCGAUGAAGGAGAUCACAUAAAAGAAACAUUCCAGAAGUUUUGGGAGAAUUAUUGCGGUAGCGGACAAGUGUGUUACUUGUUUAGUACAUGGGAUUGUCAUUUGCAAAUGUUUUGUAAGUAUUGAAAUUGUGUAAUUUCUCGUUUUUAUAUAGUAGAGUGAUUUUUUGGGUUUGAC
Messenger RNA from Corylus avellana, 4839 nucleotides. The record is from RefSeq and is a predicted model, not a curated record. NCBI's taxonomy places the organism in Eukaryota, Viridiplantae, Streptophyta, Magnoliopsida, Fagales, Betulaceae.